Microthlaspi erraticum is the source of this 807-nucleotide messenger RNA. Lineage: Eukaryota; Viridiplantae; Streptophyta; Magnoliopsida; Brassicales; Brassicaceae. The record is from the annotation of a GenBank genome assembly.
AUGCAUGAUUAUUGCUUUGUCCAUAGCGAUAAAGGAAACAAUGUGUGCGGGUCACAACUGAUCGUCGUAGGAAGGGAGCUGGAGGGCAUUGUAGUCUGGCGGUAUGAGCUAGAGAACAAUAAAUGGUUCAAAGGUCCAGCAAUGAUCACACCACGGGUCAUGUAUGGUUCGGCGAGCCGUGGGACCGAGGCUUUCUUUGCAGGAGGAAUUAAUGAGGUCUAUCAAGCUGUAAACAUAGUAGAGAAGUACAAUGCUGAUACCAAAACGUGGGCAGUGAUUCGUGAAAUGCACAAGAAAAGGAAAUUCAGCUCAGGAUUUUUCUUGUCCGGCAAAUUUUACGUAAUUGGUGGCCGAGAUGAGAAUAAUGAAAACCUAACUUGUGGAGAAAUGUACGAUGAAGAGACAAAUUCUUGGGAGCUGAUACCAUACAUGCUCAAAGAAAUGGCGUUCACGUCUUCUCACUCGCCUCCUCUUAUUGCGGUGGUCGACGACAACCUCUACUUAAUGGAUAAUUCUGUGAGUGAGCUUCGUGUUUAUGAUAGAAACACAAACGUUUGGAAGAAACUUGGUGUUGUGCCUGUGGAAACAAAUAUCACUUUAGGUUGGGGAGUUGCAUUUAAGUCAAUUGGAGAUAGGCUUUUGGUGAUUGGACCAUCGUCUUCUCAAUCUUGCAACAGGAGAACGGUGGUUUACACAUGUCGUCCUUCUCCAAAAGUGGAAGAACAACUUUGGGAGGAACUAAAGGAUUCUUGUGACAUUGCUUAUUACCAUCAGUUUAUUCUCAAUUGUUGUGUUAUGUUUGCUUGA